AGGAGGUCCAAGGAGUUGGUAAGAACAGAAGCAAAAUUUGAAAGCUCAGAUUGCACAGCUGACAAGUGAAGGAAGCUUGAUAUUUAAUACAAGGAUUAAAAAUAUUGAUAUUAUUUAUUUAGAACAGGAGUUUGUUUUGAAUGCCAGAAGAAAAGAAUGUUCUUGCAGUGCUCCAAAGUACAGAACAGGUUUGGUUCGAGCGGUGCUUGUUUUCUAUCUCACAUGAUCCAAAAUGAAGAAACUAUUUGGCAUUUGAGGUCUCUCUUCCUCCCCUUUGACUGAUCUCAAGAAGUGAUUACGAAGACGUUUAUUCCAAACACUACAUCCUGAAGCUUCAGCCAUGGUGGAUAAUAAUGCACCUUCAAUGGACAGUGACAAUGAAGAUUUCUAUGCAAAGAACUUCUCAUACUUUUUUAACUUCAAUUACAGCGAUUAUGAGCAUACCGAGGAUGAAGACGUAACCAAAACUAGGACUUUCUACGCUGCAAAGAUAGUGAUAGGGGUAGCUCUUGCUUGCAUAAUGCUGAUUUGUGGCAUUGGGAACUUUAUUUUCAUUGCAGCUCUUGCCCGAUACAAGAAAUUGAGAAAUUUAACCAACUUGCUCAUCGCCAAUUUGGCAAUUUCGGAUUUUAUUGUAGCCAUUGUAUGUUGUCCCUUUGAACUGGACUAUUACGUUGUGAAGCAGCUAUCAUGGGAGCAUGGUCAUGUCCUAUGUGCUUCUGUAAAUUAUUUAAGAACAGUUUCUCUCUAUGUGUCAACAAAUGCUUUACUCGCUAUAGCUGUGGACAGAUAUCUGGCAAUUGUUCACCCACUGAAGCCUCGAAUGAACUACCAGACUGCCUCUUUCCUCAUUGCUUUGGUUUGGAUAAUCUCUUUACUGGUUGCCAUCCCAUCUGCUUAUUUUGCUACAGAGUCAGUACUUUUUAUUGUGAAAAAACAAGAAAAGAUUUUCUGUGGUCAGAUCUGGCCAGUAGAUCAGCAGAUAUAUUAUAAGUCGUACUUCCUCUUCAUUUUUGGCCUUGAGUUUGUUGGCCCGGUUGUAACAAUGACACUAUGUUAUGCCAGGAUCUCAAGAGAACUUUGGUUUAAGACAGUUCCUGGCUUUCAGACCGAGCAAAUCCGUAAACGCCUGAGGUGUCGCAGGAAGACCGUCUUAGUGCUGAUGUGCAUCCUUACUGCUUAUGUUCUCUGUUGGGCUCCAUUUUACGGAUUUGCCAUUGUUAGGGACUUUUUCCCAACUGUGUUCGUGAAGGAGAAGCACUACCUUUCAGCUUUUUACAUUGUAGAGUGUAUUGCAAUGAGCAACAGUAUGAUCAACACCAUGUGUUUUGUGACUGUAAAAAAUAAUACCAUGAAAUAUUUUAAAAAAAUCAUGCUACUUAGAUGGAAGUCAACUUAUAAUGGAAGUAAGUGUAGUGGAGAACUAGAUGUGAAGAGUAGCGCAAUGCCUAUCACCGAAGAGGUAGAUUGUAUUCGACUAAAAUAAAAGGGAGUUUUGUACCAUGAAUCACACAUGUUAUA
Spea bombifrons (plains spadefoot toad) is the source of this 1521-nucleotide messenger RNA. RefSeq names its product prokineticin receptor 1 (gene PROKR1). NCBI's taxonomy places the organism in Eukaryota, Metazoa, Chordata, Amphibia, Anura, Pelobatidae. The transcript is spliced from 3 exons. Gene Ontology annotation, cellular component: membrane. Gene Ontology annotation, molecular function: neuropeptide Y receptor activity. The record is from RefSeq and is a predicted model, not a curated record. The coding region runs from base 341 to 1486 and encodes 381 amino acids. Gene Ontology annotation, biological process: neuropeptide signaling pathway.